Messenger RNA from Pteronotus mesoamericanus, 2957 nucleotides. RefSeq names its product PLAG1 like zinc finger 1 (gene PLAGL1). The transcript has 2 exons. Gene Ontology annotation, biological process: regulation of transcription by RNA polymerase II. Gene Ontology annotation, cellular component: nucleus. The coding region runs from base 812 to 2200 and encodes 462 amino acids. NCBI's taxonomy places the organism in Eukaryota, Metazoa, Chordata, Mammalia, Chiroptera, Mormoopidae. The record is from RefSeq and is a predicted model, not a curated record. Gene Ontology annotation, molecular function: DNA-binding transcription factor activity, RNA polymerase II-specific; sequence-specific DNA binding.
AUUAUUUCAUCUCAUCCCCUAGAAGUUUAAACAGGUGUGAUAGGCAACAUGUUAUGCUGACAGUGAGUCAAGAGGAAUAGCCCAUGGUUUGAAUAAGCAGGAACGAUUUUUGUUUCUGUACCAGGAAAACACUUGAACAUCAAUUUUUUAAAUUGGUCAGCUGAACCUCGCACUGACCUGAGACUGUGGGUUGAAGUAGAUUAUACUGAAUCUAUGGAAAUAGCCAUCUCCGUCACAAAGGAAGGUGCGCUUCAUCUACCAUCGAAACACUGCGUACUUGACUCCUCGCCACUCAGGAAAAGCGGACAGGUGGAUUUCUGUGCAGAAGGACCUCUUAAAGCACACGGGGAGGAUAGAGAACUGUGCUGCAUUAGAGCCACUUAAAGGAACACGUUGAUUCUGGGUAGCUGAUUCUGAACUGGUGGGGGAGGAAAAGCAUUGUUUUCAAAUAGCUAAUGCAAGAAAACGGUUUCUCUUCUCUCCACAGACAGUCUGGUGUUCCAGGACUAGCCCUGGCUCUAGUGAUGCAGAUUACCUUUCUACUCCUGGAAUCUCAUCUGUGCCUCAGACUUUCUCCUCCCAGCUUGAGACUGCACAUACACUAGGAUGUGGGACAGCAGGAAGCAGAGCUAGUGGUCCCCGAGAGGCCCAUGUCUGGGUAGAACCAGGCCCAGGACGCUGCCCUUCCCCUGGGCUGGAGUUCAGCUGUGGGGGUUCGGCGCAUGUGCUCAGCACCAUCUUUCUAUGUGUGCUUAAAUGGCACAGCAUUUGGUCAGCGCCUCUGAAAAGGAAGGUGCGAGAAGCAAAACCCAUGGCCACCUUUCCCUGCCAAUUAUGUGGCAAGACGUUCCUCACCCUGGAGAAGUUCACUAUCCACAAUUAUUCUCACUCCAGGGAGCGACCUUACAAGUGCUUGCAGCCAGAGUGUGGCAAAGCUUUCAUUUCCAGAUAUAAAUUAAUGAGGCACAUGGCUACCCACUCGCCCCAGAAGUCUCACCAGUGCGCUCACUGUGAGAAGACAUUCAACCGGAAAGACCACCUGAAAAACCACCUCCAAACCCAUGACCCCAACAAAAUGGCCUUUGGGUGUGAGGAGUGUGGAAAGAAAUACAACACCAUGCUGGGCUACAAGAGGCACCUGGCCCUUCACGCGGCCAGCAGCGGCGACCUCACCUGUGGGGUCUGUGCCCUGGAGCUAGGGAGCACCGAGGUGCUGCUGGACCACCUCAAAGCCCAUGCCGAAGAGAAGCCCCAUACUGGAACCAAGGAGAAGAAGCACCAGUGCGACCACUGUGAAAGAUGCUUCUACACCCGGAAAGACGUCCGGCGCCACCUGGUGGUCCACACAGGAUGCAAGGACUUCCUGUGCCAGUUUUGUGCCCAGAGAUUUGGGCGCAAAGACCACCUCACGCGCCACACCAAGAAGACACAUUCACAGGAGCUGAUGAAAGAGAGCCUGCAGUCUGGAGACUUCCUGAACACCUUCCACUCCAUCUCUCCCCAGUUUCAGCUGAAGGCCGCCCCACUGUCUCCUUACCCUCUAGGAGCUUCUGCACAGAAUGGGCUUGCCAGUGGCUUGCCCCCUGAGGUGCAUGGCCAUGCCCACAACCCCGCAGAGCAGCCCUGCCCCACUGUGCAGCCGCUGCCAGAGGCCCUGGUUCCCCUGCACCCCAUAGCACCUCCCAGCUCUCCCCCUCCGUCCCUCCAGAAUCACAAGUACACCGGUUCUACCUCAUACCCCCCACUUGCAAACCUGCCCCUCAAAGCAGAUACUAAAGGAUUUUGCAAUAUCAAUUUGCUGGAGGACUUGCCUCUGCAAGAGCCUCAGUCACCUCACAAGCUCAACCCAGGCUUUGACCUGGCUAAGGGCAGCGCUGGUAAAGUAAACCUGCCCAAGGAGCUCCCUGCAGAUGCUGUGAACCUAACAAUACCUGCCUCUCUGGACAUUUCCCCCCUUUUGGGCUUCUGGCAGCUGCCCCCUCCUGCUACCCAAAAUGCCUUUGGGAAUAGCGCCCUCACUCUGGGGCCUGGGGAGUCUCUGCCCCAUAGGCUCGGCUGUCUGGGGCAGCAGCAGCAAGAUCCCUCACUGGCCAUGAGCACUAUGAGCCUGGGCCAGCUCCCCCUCCCGCCCAUCCCCCAUGUUUUCCCAGCAGGCACCAGCUCGGCCAUCCUGCCCCAUUUCCAUCAUGCAUUCAGAUGACUGAUUUUUGGGGCAUACUUUUCUCAUUCUGGAAGAUGUUUUCAAGAGCAUUUUAAACGUCAGUUAUACUACAAGGAAAUAUUUGGACAGCAGGACUGGGAAUAUGGCUUAUUCAGUAAUGACUGGCUUGAGAUAAGAGAGUUCUCGAACUGCAUGUAUCGUGCCAAUCUGUCCUGAGUGUUCAUGCUUUGUACCAAAUGUAACGAGCAAGUAUUCUUUAAUGGAACUGCAACUAUUGUCAUAACCGAUGUCCAAAUGAGGGCUGCUAUAUCUAGGUGUUUGUCAAACUGAGUUAAUCGUAAGCCAUGAUCAUAAUAACGUUAACUGAAUAACUUUAUGUGGCACUGCCUAGGAAGGGAACUAUGGAAAGGUUUGGAUUUCUCUAAAAUGGGAGACUUUGUUAAAUACGAAAAUAACCUUUAUAUCGCUUAUUAUAACUAGGCUGUGUAUUUCUUUUCAGGGAUUUUUCUACCUUCAGGGUUGGAUGUAGUUUAGUUACUAUUGCCAUAGCCAACCUGUAGUUUUACAGAAACAAUUGCUUGUGGAAUAAUAGAUGUCUCCAUUUUAAACAAGCAUUUUAAAUGUAGUUUGAAUAUUUUCCACAAGAUGCUACAAUGUGAGUUAUCACUUCAUUUAUCUUAAAGACUAAACUGGUUGUGUCAGUUACAUCUGACAGAAAAAAAAUAUCACUGUGUAACCAGGUUAAGUGGUAAAAUAAUCCAUGCGUCAGUCAAAAAAGCAUUUUGCUGACUUUAAU